GUGUGCGUGGCGGCAGGGGCGCUCGCCUUCUGCGCCGUGACCUCGGGCGACAGGGACGGCGACGUGAGGCGCCGGUCGACGAGGCGGCCAGGCGCCGUGGAGGCCAAGAGCGAGCAGAAGGCCCAGCCGAGCGGAGGCGCCCGCGCGGAGCGGGCCGCGCACUCGGCGGGGGCCAACGGGACCACGGCCACGGCCGGGGCCGCGGCCGCCGCCGAGAGCGCGGGCGCCGGGGCGGACGGGCGGAGGCCCCCCGCGGGCGGAGGCGCGCGGGCAGACAGGGCCGCGCACGCGGCCGGGGCCAAGCAGGCCAGGGAUGCGCCCAGGGCCAGGUCCAGCAGGACCACGGCCACGACCACGGCCAACGGGACCACGACCACGGCCAACGGGACCACGACCACGGCCCACAAGACCACGGCCACGGCCCACGUGACCACGGCCACGGCCAACGGGACCACGGCCAGCAGGAGCACGACCACGGCUAGGGCCACGACCACCGCCAGGGCCGCGACCACGGCCACGGUCACGGCCACGACCACGGCCGCGGCCGCCGCCACGACCGCCGCCAACGGCGCGGAGGCGGCGCGGCCCGCUGGUCAGGCGGGCGCGCUGGGCUCCAUCGCGGUCAAGUUCGGCUGCGACGCCCCCUCCUCCUGCGACUGGGCGGACGCGAAGAGCUGCCACACGGACGCGGACGACGGCUCCCCCUGCUGGCUCAUGUGCUGCGCCCAGAUCACCAAGCCGUGCACGGUGACCGAGCAGCAGCGGGGGAAGAUCCAGGACAUGAUCGACAACGAGUGGCUGAGCUCGGUCAUCGAGAGAAGGAUGCUGCUGGACGGGCCAGUGCCAGACACCUUCAAGCCUUGCGAGCUUGCCGCGGUCGCCGGAGGCGCCAGCGGCAGCGACCCUGGGGCAGUGCAGCGGACGGAGGGCAAGGACGAGUUCGGAGACGAGGACGAGCCAGGGGUGCAGUGCGACGACUGCUCCUGGAGCCACACCCCAGGAGCUUGUCUCCCACAGCACGCCGACGGCAGCGCCUGCUGGGAGAUCUGCUGCACCAUGGCCCGGUCUAUGCUGCGCGUCUCGGUCACGAGCACCCCGCUGGGACGGCCACCGCUGGUGCUGCCUUCUCAGUUAGGCUCCCACAUGGUGCUUCCGGCAGGCGUUUCGUUCAAGAUCUUUGGCUGGGCGAAUCCCGACUACGGCUCGGUGGUCGUCAAGCUCGGGGGCGAGGAGCACUACACCGACCCAGAUUUCAUGAGUUGGUAUCCACAGCGCUUUGCCGCACCACGUCUGGUUGACGGGGGGCAGGCGGAUUUUGAAGUGAUGCUCCCGCCCGCCGACGUCUCGGCGACGCCUAUCGACAUCGUCGUGAGCACGGAUGCAGACUCAAUUACCUUGACCGACGUGGUUUUCGGUGAGCUCUACAUGUGCGUGGGUGCCAGCAACGUCGACUUCCGGCUCGACUGGACGACGGACGCCAAGAAGGCGCUCGGGGCUGCCAAGAAGUCCGGCGACCACGUGCGCAUCAUCAAGGUCAAGAAGCAGGAGGCCGCGGAGCCGAACAAGAACCUGAAGGCGCAGUUCGAGUGGCAGCGGGCCGGGAACGACAACAACACGGCCGAGUUCAGCUCCUUGUGCUACUUCUUCGGCCUGGAGCAGCUCAGCCGCCGGCCGGACACGCCCGUCGGCCUGAUCCAGGCCAGCUGGGGCGCCACGGCCUCCUGGCAGUGGGCCCCGCGCCAGGCGCUCAUCGACUGCGAGUGCACGGUGGACGAGCACGCCGGGCACGGGGAGUUCUGGGAGCCCAAGUCCUCCUCCGUGCUCUGGAACGGGAUGAUGCACCCCUGGACGGCACUCGCCGUGAAGGGCCUGGUCCUCAACCUGCAGGGGGACAGGUGCAUCCUGCCGUUCAUGGUCCGGUACUGGCGCCAGGCCUGGAUUGACCAGGGCAACGACGGCCCGGCCGUGGUCGUGGCCCAGUUCGGCUGCAACACCGGCGCCAGGGGCGACCCGGCAGAGAUCGACGAUGCCCGCCUGGACCAGAUGCACUUCCUGGACCGCACGGCGCUCGCCGUGACGUCGGACUUCUGCGACCCGGCGUCUCCCUACGCCAUCAUGCACUCGCCGUUCAAGCGGGAGGAGGCCGCGAGGCUGGCCGAGGCGGUGGAGUCCAUCACCCAGGGCGGCACGGACCUCCCGGCGGCCUUCCCGGUGCCCAUCGCCGUGUACGCCGACCCCUGGGACGAGAGCUGGGGCGGCCCCUGCCCCGAGGCAGGCGCGUGCGGCGCCCACAGCUGGGGCAUCCGGGUGGAGUUCGACCAGGACCAGGGAUCUCAGCAUAAAGCCAGAAUUCCAGACUCUCCACGAGAAGUUCCCCCACAUCAACGGCUUCAUGCUGUACCCCGCGGUCGAGUCGAAGGGCUGGAACGUCCCGACGAAGCUGGCAGUGACGGAGGUCCGGGGCAACGUCCUCGUGCUGAACACGACGCUCUUCACGUCCCAGCUCGAGACGGAGGAUCCAUGGCCCGGCACCCUCGUCUACGGGCAGGGCGCCUUUCCCGUCCUGCCGCUGACCAACUGGGCGGGCCAGCCGGUGGGCUCCUUCAAGGUGGACGUGCCACAGGAUCGGGGCCCCACAAGCCGGGCCCGUUCAGCCUGUUCUCCCGCAGCGACUGGGCCCCGGGCAACUCGUGGUAG
Messenger RNA from Prorocentrum cordatum, 2697 nucleotides. NCBI's taxonomy places the organism in Eukaryota, Dinophyceae, Prorocentrales, Prorocentraceae. The record is from the annotation of a GenBank genome assembly.